Porites lobata is the source of this 15750-nucleotide messenger RNA. The record is from the annotation of a GenBank genome assembly. Lineage: Eukaryota; Metazoa; Cnidaria; Anthozoa; Scleractinia; Poritidae.
AUCAGAAGGUAGUCAGAGCUUAUAGGCUCUUCUCUUUAAAUCAAUCUCAUUCACUGGUAAACGACGAAACAAAAGUUACAUUUUACAACAAGGGAGUUCAUUGUAUUUCGCCUUCACGGUUCCCAAAGGUAGAUGUUUGUCAAGUGUCUCGGCGGUAACCAUGCAAGCGGUGUUCUUCAAAAGAUUUACUGACAGUACGAUAAGAAAUUAAACAAUAUCUACGCAGUUCACAUCCACACCUCUACGCUGCUGUUGGAAGGACGAACGCUUUCCAUCGUCUUGUUUCUACGGAACGAACGGUGCGUUUGUGUCCAGAUUUGUUACGCUGUUUUGAAAUCUGUAAGUUUACCUUCCGCAACCUUAAAAACGAACAAGAACUCAUUGUUGAUACUGUAUUGUUUUGCGUUUUGUUUCUUCAGUACACAAGGCUGUCAGCAUCCUCGACAAAUUAGCAUAUGAUCGAAUCGCGGUGUCUCUUCCACAAACAAGGACAGCAUUCUUUUGCAACAUUUACAGGGUUGUUUGGCAAACGCGCCACCCUUUUAGCUGAUAAUCUCUUACGACCCGCGGCUGACGAAAACCUACCAUUAAUCUCGCUGGUAGCUAUGUACCAUUCCUAGGAAAAGGACAGACCCCUAUUGGUGAGUAGCAAGCUCUAAUUUUAUGUUUUGUAGUAAAAUAGCCUAGCAUGACUUUCUCUGCUCAUGUCCGCAAACAAUACGGGAUGAAUAAAUUUUCACUGAGGAAAUGGGAUCAUAAUUAAGAUCAACUGAGAAAAUCUGUCUUUCAAGAAGCCAAUGAGAAUGCUUUUCUUUUGCACAUUGAAUGGGUACUAAGGAUUAGUUUAAACAAAAACAUCGGGGAAUAAACUGUUCUUUUCCCAAGCUGUUGACUAGAUCUUUUGAGAGUAGCUGUAUGUAUGCGUUUUAUCCGGGUAUCCAGAAUUUACGACUGGUAAAAUGUAUUUAACUAUCGACGACGAAGACUUGCAUGGAUCACAGUGUCUUCAUGAGUAAUGUUAAUGAAUUGUUUUAGAUUAUUAUUAAUCAAUCGUUACGUGAUGCACAUAGAUAAAGCUGGUCCUUUGUGGCCUUUGUAGCUGUUGCAUAUUAUCGCAAAAUUGUCAAAACUGAUGGUCCGAAAUAGUAACUCCUAAACGGUUUAUGUACUGAACAAAUGGAUAUCGAUGAACAGUGAUAAACCAACUGGCAAUUUCAUUAACACUUUAAUAAACUUCGGUACAUUUCUGAAAAGGACACUACAACUCGACACCUUGCACGCAAAUCGAUUUGUUUAUUUUGUCGGUGAAAUUGACCCUCUACGUUUUCUUCUGUCGCAAUACUUACACAUUACUUUAAAAAAAAAUUUCCUUUCCUAGUAAAACCUAAUUGUCUUUUCUUUUCUAGUAAUCCAGUUACUUUUUUCUGCUAGUCCCCAAUUAAAAUCUUGUUGUAGACUGUUGUUGUAAAUUUUUAGUAAUUCCAGAAAAAUGCAUGCUACGCUAGAUACGUAUGCUAAGCUUAUGUCAUGUAAUACUUUGUUUACUUAGGUAUUUUCUCCUCAAGUUCAUUUUUUUUCUCGAAACAUCUUAAAAACAAGAAUUCUAGAAAUCAUAAGUGAAUUUUAUUUAUUUAUCUGUUACCUCGGGGCUCCUACCCAAGGACUGAGUCUGUGAAUAAACCCGCACAGUUUUGAUUCUCUAAGAAUUAAUAAGCUCUACAUUGUACAUUUUACGUAAUUAAAAGUAGAUUAUCUUUCGGUAAAAUCAGGCGUUUCACGUGUUUAGCAAGUUUGGUUUAGACAACUUUAACCAAAUGUCGGAAAAAAGUGGCGAAUGUCCUUUUCUUAGAAGGACGACCAGGUUAUCACAUGUAAAAAGGCCCGAGAAAAUGACAGGAACUUACGCCAAAAGGAGCGGCGAAGUCUUUUCGUUACACAGCCCCGUUAUCUGUUAUACUCGGGCCUAAACACACACACGCCAAAUAGAAGCUUCCGCAAUUGCGACAAGAAUUACUCUUCUUGAACAAAAGUGUUGAUUACAUCUCCAGGAUGUCAAAAAAUUAACUCAAAAAGGUAGAAAACACAUACGAAUCUCGACGUUUAGCCUGGAGAACAGGCCGCGUGAGUAGGCUCGCUUGCUCUCGUUCCCUUGAAGAGCGUAAAAGACAUAAUGACACCUUCUCUACAAGCCGGUAACAAUUGCCUUCUAAAACUUGAGGCUCUUUCAUGCGAGAACUGUACAACUAUUUUGAAGGAGAAAAACCCUUUAUUUGAAGCAAGAAAAGGACGUCCAAAUAGCGUGUUCAAAUUCGUUGAAAUAGUGCCAUCAUAAAAUAUAUAGCGUGAUUCAAGUUGUAUUUACAAGCGUUUGUUUUUGCAACGCAAAUAAGUGCGAACUGGAUUUGUUUUGAUGCAGAUGAAUAGUUUUCACUUGUUACAACUAACAGACAAUUUGCCCAGCUCCUCCGCCUAUUUUUUCCCGGUUUUCAAUUUUCCUCAUCUUUAUCUCUUUUUAGUUUUAGUUUCGUUUUGUUUUUGUUGUUCUUUUUCUUCUUUUAUCGUGUUGCUCUUUCCACUCGUGGCAGCAUGUACUAUAUCUCGUCCUUUUUUACUGGUUUUACUUUUGGUAAAACGAGCGGAAUCAUUUGCUGAAAAUCGAUGAAUGAAGUUAUCCUUCUUGCCACGGUCUUCAAACCCGGAACAAAAACAGUCUGACUGUUAGUCAAUGGGUUAUCAUUAUAUUACAUGUUGAUUAUUAAUUUGAAUUGAUUGUUCUCUCCUCAGAAAAACAAUCCAGCAGGCUUAAGUGGACUGUAGAAUGAAUAUGCUUCUUCCGGCAUAUUAUGACUUUCUCCUUUGAUUUUGCUGUGAUUUCCAUUACACCAAAAUACAGGAAUUUUAGGUCAGAAACUGAAUGGAACGGUUUUUUUAUAACAUGACAAGUUUGGGGAAAGAUGUAUCUUAAUUUAAAGGAUGGACCAAUCGUAUCGGAGAUUUGCCUUUUCUUACUUUCUCAGUUAAGGUCUUCUUGAUUUCGGGGAAUGGAUCCUGGUGCGAUCUAACCUAACGAGAAAGCGAUAUUCUUCGGAAAUCUGUCCUCCUGAUUCAGAAAUUUUAAUCCAACGGAUCGCUGUGGAGAUUGCUAGAUGGUCAGUUGAAACCGUUAGUUGUUGUGUUUCUGCAUAUUUUAAUCUUUUUUGUAGUCACAAAUGACAAUAUCGAAGCUCUCCAUUUCCUACAACAAGUAGUCGGUACAUUUGUACUUUGCGCGAGAUCUCGAUAGCAGAAACCUCUAUUGAAUAAUUAAACUGCGUUAGUUAACGAUAGACUGGACCGAGUUCAUUGUCGUUGAUCCAUUGAAGAGGAUUUCGUACCAUCGAGGAAACGGGAACUCGAUCUUAUUUAAAGCUUAGUAUGAUAACAAACGCAAUUGAAAGUGAUUUCCUUCAAGGGAAUUUCUUUCCGGGCUUUUCCGAUAACAGUACGUUGUUAAUAAAAGUUGUAAAAGGUUUCGACCAAAGACCGCAAAAAAUAUUUCUCACAUCUUUGAUACGAAAGGCAAACAAUUUAAUAGGUAAAUGCAUUGAAACUGCUCAGUUUUCCGAGUUUGCAACAUUUUUUUUGGUAUAUAAGGUCACUUUUAGAAAGGAUCUCACAAGGUAGAAUGACUAAUGUUAAUGUUUGUUUGUACUUAUGCCCAAGAAAUAUCCCCCUCCCCCACCAUCCCCCCGCCCCCCCACAGAAUAUGACAGGAACUUCGCAAAAAUCAAAAUGUUAUGAACUUUCUCUCAAUUCAAAAUCGAAUCCCAGACAAAUGAAAGUAAACAAGUUGACAGCGUUAAGUUUUUUACUGAAGGACACACAUAGUUUGCAUCCAGAUGUCUUGUAAAAAGGUUUAGAGAAAAGCAGAAGGUACUUUGACAGUGUUUUGCAACGGGAUUGAAAAAAAACAACAACAACAGUACAGGCCGAAAGGACAGGUUGAGGGAAAUGGUGGACCAUAAAGCAUCUUAAGUAUAAACCAUUCACUUCGUCUGAACGAAACGCCAAGAACUACGUUUCGGCGCCAUCCACACAGAUUCGUUUUCAUCACUUAUAAUUAAAUGAUCGAUGAUCACGUUCAUCGAAAACGCUCUUCAAGCGGAGGCAUUUAAAAGCGAAGUUCUAAAUAUCAGUGUGAACAGCCGAAAAGGAGAUCUUUGAAUACAACUCACUCAUAUCAACUGAAUUCCGAUCCAGUCUCCCGGAAGGGUAAGAAUCAAUAUGGCGGAUGGGACGCUCGGCUGUUUGUUUAUCGUUUUUUUUUAUCGAAUGCAUAUUCUCGUCUUGCCGAAUAUAUCAGAGCUUUGAACAACUGCCGCAUGAAUCAGACUCGUAGACACUAAAUCAUCUUCAGCGAACAAUAACAUUGAAAAUUUCCCCGGCGUCCCGCCAUAGAUGUUUAUUUAAUGUUGCUUUUAUCUGGCAACACAAGGUUAAUACAAGAGUUGAAUUGUUCCGAGUCGAAUGAACAAAUACCAAUUAUUUAUUCGUUUGAUCAGAGUAAUUAGUGUAAUAGUUUCUGAGGCAGUUCAAAUGCAAAUAAUUUUACAAACUUAACUUAUCCUGCAAUGUCACAGAAUUUCGAGGCGCAGCGUCGUUGAAUUGCAGAUCAGUCAAGAUAAGAAAUGUCUUGUUAGGAAAGGUUGUUAAGAAAAAAAUAACGUGGUCAAAUUAAAUGUAGUGUUUGCGUUUCUAAUUGCUCCGCCAAGUAAAUUGGCUAACGAGAUUUGAACAUCACCUGGCAACCUAAUGGAGAGGAAAUGAAAAAAAAGUAUUCCAAUUGACAAAUAUAAACAUCAGUACAGAAAAUUAAACCAUCGUCCAUAUCGCAAAGAUUAUAAUUUAGUUGUUGAGUGUAUUAGGUAUAGAUUAGACUGUCAAGAGAGCGGAGUUCUCGAUAUCAAAGUGACGCAUGGAGUGAUCGAGGGCUCACAAAAUCGCUUUCUAGAUUUGGUUACGGCAUCCGUGGAUAGUUUAACUCACACUGUAUUACUAUAUUGGAUGUGUGCUAGUUCCCUGAUCUUAACAUCCAAUACACAACAGCAUAGAAGUUAAAAUCAAAACAUUGAAAAGGUACGUAUUACCUAGUGAAGCUUGCUUACUGCUUUUUUUCGAGGGGAACUGAACAGUGUGCUACAUAUUACGCCAUUUUAUGUUUCUGAAUUGGCUAUUUCUAAGAGUAUCGUGCAUGGUCAUCGAUUACGAUAUAUCUUAGUUCGCAAUGCCAUGCAGCGUAUUCUCCGUUAUUUUAUUGUAUUUUUUUCUUUCCUUCUUUUUCUUUUUCUUUUUUUAUUGUAGAAUAGCAAAUACGUUUGACAGUUGCUGUACUGAAAUCCUAUAAGCAAUUUGGAGCCUCUGAAAUAUUGAGAAAUUAGCGUAUUUACUCUUUGCAAUUACCUUUUUUAUUAAAUGCCUACGCUCAUGAAUAGCGUUCUUGUUUUAUGGUUACAUAUCUAAGAGUCAAGCCAUUUUUAUUAUGAGAAACUUUAUUUUUUAAGUAAUAUGAAUUAAGAUAAGGGGCAUCUUCAUUAUCCUACCACGAGUGUGAGUUUUCUUUUAGAACGCUUAGAUGCAAGGCAUUUGUUUGCUCUAGUUCAUUGUACAGCACGUGUUCUGCACCAUUUUUUUUUUUCAAUUUUUUCUUCUAUUAUUUUCUUGACAAUACACCUCAUGUCGAUCAAGUGAUGAUUACUUUUAAGUUAGUAUUUGUUGUGCCCCCCUUUUUUUAGAUUUUUAUACAGUUUUGUAAAAGGAGCACGGUAAAUAAUUCCCGUCACGAUUUAUCUUUAUUUGUGUAAUUUAUAUGCUGCCUUUCAAAAUGUAAAUAUGAUUGGCAAAUGAACGUACGUGGUUUGAGGUUUAUAAGUAAGGCGCGUGACAGUUUUGGAAAAAAGGAAAACGCGUGUUGGUAUUUCGGCGAAAACUAUUACAGUACACGUGAUCUUCUGGAACGGCAAAACAUGUGAUUCUAAACUAAAUUCACUUUUCAUUUAGUAAGUUUUGUGAUCAUGAGAUGUAGUCCGUAUACUAUAUUUUCCGAAUAAAACGGCUUUAAAAAGACAUAUAUUAGGGUUACUUUUCUGAAAAGCCAGAAAACAAGAGUUUGUCUUUUAAUACAACUCAGUCAUCGUUUGAUUUUAGUUUGUUUGUUUGUUUUUUCCAGCAUUGCGUGUCGCUGUCGAACUCUUCUAAGAGAUCAAACUUUUGCUGAAUUCUUAGUGAAGCAGAGAAAACUAUAUAAAACGAAAAGCAAUCUUCUUGAACAAUUUUAAGCACGGUCCAAUUAAUCUUUUCUAAUAAAGUCAUAAAAGAGACACCGCUUUUCCUUUGCUAUGCCCUUACUCACAAAGGUAGGAUACGCCGUACUUUUUGAAAGUCGUAUGGUGCCUGCAAUAUCAUUAUCAUUCUUUUAUUCUUAUUUUUUUAACUUCUAUAAAAUUUUAUCUCCAAACAGUCGAAACAGUUUUUCCCUUUUUAAUAAUUACUACUUUUUUAUUCAAAAUUGGAGAUUCAAUUAGCGGUAAACUGCAAUUUUUUAAACCGCAAGAUUACGCGGUCUGCCGAUGCCCGAGGGAGAAAAAAAUCAAAAUUGAUCCUUGCAUAGUAUUUACCCAAAUAAAGCAUGUAAUUCUUCAGUUUAGUUGAGAGAAUCUUAUUCAGUUUGUUUUUCAGAUCAUUUAAUUUGUUGGCAUGUCUUUUUGUACUGUUAGCUACAUGUGGAUCUCAUGUUUGGUGUUGAACACCAGAAGAUGACUUUUAAAGCAUAAAAAUCUUUUAGCAUAGCAAUUAUAUACGCCGAAAAAUCUUGUGAUUUGGCGAUUUUAAUCACUGAAGUUUCUUAAAACAAAUUAAAAUAACUGGCAAUAGAAAAUAAGCGGAUUUCGGUAUCAGAAAGAAACUAAUAUACGUACGAGGCAGAUCACGUAAAAAACCGACCCAUUCAUCGGGGAAACUAUCAAAAACGAUAAUUCACUUAUCACUUUUUGAACGGGAUGAAGUGAUCCUUGGAUCUUCUUUUUUUGUGUUCAGUUUAAUAUUGUCUAAUUUGUGACUUUGCAGGUCUUAAAGUUACGUUUUAGAGCAAAGAAAAGAUAGCUAGCAAUUAAGCUGUCCUCUCAGCGUUUGGGUAAAGCUCUUGAUGAGCUCUCAUAUACGGCUAAACAAGAGCUAGAUACCGAUGAUUGUUUUGAAAGAUUUUUUUUUUUUUUGCAAACGCAAAGUUGUCGAUCACCAAAUGUAGUUGAAUCGUCAAUUUUGAGCGUUAAAAUUGCCUAGCCCACAAAACAUUGAAAUCGUUUAGCUUUAAAAGGAUCUUUCAAUCAUGGUGACGAAAAAAAGGUGUCAUCAUAUCAAAUGAACUUCGUUCUUUGUUCGAUUCGGUAGGAAAGCCUCGCUUCUAAUGGAUAUAUAAGGCAGAACGUCGAAUUUGAAUCCGGGUAAAAAUCAAGGCUUACCUCAUGGUUCGUGACGUCACCAGAAUCUUGUUGAAUUUAGUAUUUAGUGAACAAAAACACCGCCAAGCUUACAAUUCAGUUAUCAGCUAACAUGUGCUCAGAUCAUUCGGAUGGCUUAUCAUGUCAUUGCACUCAAUGCGUUUAACCAAUUGAAAACGUGAACAGAAUGUAUCAUAAUUUUAAAGUUAAGGCUUCAAACUUGCUAAAAGCCACUGAACCUGGUGCUCUUUACAUUGAGGGAAAAACGUCGAAGGUUAUAACCGUUUGCUUUAAACCAGAAGUGAGAAUUUAAAAGUGAUCUCCUAAUUGUUACAAAUUACUAACGGCAUUACAUUGGACAGAAAUAAGCAAAUUCAGCUUACGCCUGCUAAUACUUAAUGGAUUGAACUUUUAGGGCUACUCCUUGGAAACCGAUUACCAUAGAGCCAAGUCAGUAAAUUAAUACUUUAUAUUCAGUUUAUAUUUAUGUGAAGUGUUCUGAUUUGAAACCAUCUUUGAUAUGCCUCAUCCAUUUUAAGCACUAAAUGUAUUUCUUGUUUAUUGUUUAGGCUACCUGAAGACCGCAAUGUUAAACAACACCACAUUUACGAACGCGACAAACAGCACAAAUGGCACUGGAGCUGGAGCUGGACCCCGACCUCCUCCUUCCCGCCAAGUUGAUGUCGUUGCUAUGGUCUUCUUUUGCAUCCUUGCCUUGAUGAUUGUGUUUGGAAACUCGCUAGUUAUCGGUGCAUUCCGCGUUAACAGACGACUUCGCACAACAACCAAUCUGCUAUUGAUGUCCUUAGCUAUCGCUGAUUUGCUGAUCGGAACGGUCUCUGUGCCGCUAUGGGUUUUUAUAUCUGUAACAUAUACCGUUAGAGGUCCAUUGUAUAAUUUUUACUUGAUUUUUGAUGUCAUCUGCGGCGUGUCUUCGAUCCUAAAUCUCACUGCCAUCAGCCUAGAGAGGUGUUAUGCUCUACUUCACCCGAUAAAGCAUCGAAACAUCAGAAAACGUAAGUCACAAUAUUCCUUACUUGUACUUCAAGGAGGCCGAGCGUUUAGAGCGCUGGACUUGAAAUUCGAUGGCCCCGAGUUCAAGUCCCGCCCUGACCACUAGCUGGAUUUCAUCUCUGUAGUCCCGAGUUCAAUCCUUGGCACGCUUGUGAAAUAGCCAACUGGUUCGCCUCCUACCAGUUAGGAUUUUUAACCAUUUUAUGUUCAAUUGAAAUUAUUUGUUUCAUUAUCCCUGAAAAGCCCCACAAGGGGAGAGGAUAAUUAAAUCUUUUAAUAAUGGAAGAUUAUAAAAAAAAAGUUGCCAGCUCUACUAAACUAAUACGGGUACUAUCUGUCAUACUAAAAAACAAACAGAAACAGAAACUAAAACAAUACUGUUCACUUUACCGAAUUUUUAUGGCCGAACGAUUUUUGGGACACGCGAUGAUGCCCACAAUUAUUCAAACUUUCUACACUUGACGGAAUUUAACGAAAUUCGAGAAAGAACAAGAAGAAACAGUGGAAUGUGUAAAAGGGAUGUAAACAAUCUGUAACAGAAACACGGUCCAUUUUGAUAUUCAGGGCCACCGAGCAAUUGCUAAUGUUUUUCCGAAUUGGUUAACGGAAAUCCAACAUGGUAUACUUAAAGACGUUUAUUAUUUUCCAAUUCCGGCAAUAAUUUACCACCGCCUGGUUAGCUCAGUUGGGAGAGUGCGGGUCUGCUGGGUGGAAGGUCCAGGGUUCAAAGCGCAGUCGGACCAACACUCAGGGUCUUCAGAAGUAACUGAGGAGAAAGUGCUGCCUUUGUAAGGACAUCUGCAACUGUUUAGACUUUUUAGUCUUCUCGGAUAAAGAUGAAAAACUGUAGGUCUCGUCUCAUAGCCCUUUUCUUGUCUGAUUAUUGUAGGACAAAAAAAGAUCCCACACCACUGUUCAAAAACAGUAGAAGAGGUAGACCCUGGUGGUAUGGCCAACCUUUCCUGGGCUGGGUGGGUUAUCCGUAUGAUCCACCUCCAGGUGUCGUAAUGGCUACAUACCUCUCAUGUAAACAGUAUAUGUAUGAUAGAUGAAUUAUCAUUUCGUUGUUGGCAAAUUGCUCUUCAGUUGAAACUCCUUAAGGUGGCUCCGUGAUAAACACAAGAGCAGUUAGCUGUGACAAAUUUUCCGUCAUAACUUUUUCGAUUUUAACGCGAUGGCUGCGAAACUUUGCAAUUAACAACAGAUAUCAUUCGGCAAUAAUACGAAAUAUUCCGAUUUCAUUGAUGGUAAAUAUUUCUUGAGAAAUUAGCGCUUAAAAGGACUCUACUGUUCAAAGAAAAUCGCGUCUAGUAAAAAGUUUUGCUGGUAUUUUUUACUGAAAUUUCUGGUAUCGGCUUUAAUUGAUAUAAUAAAUAUGCCAGAGGAAUUUCAGAAAAAUCGUUGGAGCAGAAGUCCGUAACUAAAAGUCGGUCAAAAUUCAGCUGUGAAAUUGUUUUGGAAUUUCAAAAAUAAAUUACUAUCAGGAAGAAGGAGACACCAGUUUCAAAUUUCGGGACAAGCAACUUCAGUGUGUUUCCUAAUUCUGAAAACAGAAGCCGAUUGCCUAUCGUGCUAUUCUUUAAAAGGUACUUUUCAGUUUUUAGAUGCACUAUUAAUUGCUCCAAACUUUGCUCUGACAUCGAAUGACUUGGUCCUCGACAUUUUUAUAAUAUCCCUUGGCAGUUUUGGUUCAAACUCCUGCUACAUAGCAUUUUGAUGUAUUGCAAAGCAUCCCUAACGGCUUUUCCUGCUUUACGUUGUUUCCAAUUCAGGAAAAAGGUAUUGGGAUUGUAAGCUACCUAGUAUCGAAGCUCAGAUAGAACUGUCCAGUACCUUUGUUUAUGACCAGAAAAUGAGCACGAGCGGCAGCUCUGCGAGGAAUUCGCACUUCAGCCAGGGGGGACGAGUGACAAUGAUGCCCAUGUCUGUGAACCGAUCUGUAUAAACAUGUAUUGCAGAGCAAAACAUAAUAAUCAAGAAAAAAAUACCCAUUCAUUGAAGGAAGGAGUGACAAAAAUUUCAGAGUUGUAAAUUCAUUCACGGGCAGUAUUUUUGCGAUAAUUUUAUUUUGCACUGUGAUGUUAUUUGGUUCACAAGCAUGGUCAUCAUUGUCGGUCGUCCCCUCUGGGUGAGGUGCGAAUUCCACGCAGAACUGCCGCUCGUGCUCAUUUUUUAGUCAUAAACAAAGGUGCUGGACAGUUCUUUCUGAGCUCUGAUACAAGGUAGCGUCCAAUCUCAAUACUUUUUUCCUGAGUUGGAAGCAACGAACGGCAGUAAAAGUCGUUGAAAAUGCAUGGCAAUACAUCAAAAUGUAUGCAGCAGGAGUUUGAGCCAAAACUGCCAGGGGAUAUUUUAAAACUGUCGACGAACAAGUCAUUCUACUUCAGAGCAAGGUUUGGAGCAAUUUAUAGUUCUUCUAAAACUAAAAAGUACCUUUCAAAGAAUAGCACGAUAGCAGUCUGCUUUUGUUUUAAGAAUUAGCAAGCGUUGAAUUUACUUGUCCCGAAAAUUCAAACUGGUGGCUCCUUCUACCUGAUAGUAAUUUAUUUUUGAAAUUCCAAAACAAUUUCACAGCUGAAUUUUGACCGACUUUUAGUUACGGACUUCUGCUCCAACGAUUUUUCUGAAAUUCCUCUGGCAUAUUUAUUAUAUCAAUUAAAGCCGAUACCAGAAAUUUCAGUAAAAAAUAUCAGCAAAAUUUUUUACUAGACGCGAUUUUCUUUGAACAGUAGGGUCCUUUUAAGCACUAAUUUCUCAAGAAAUAUUUACCAUCAGUGAAAUCGGAAUACUUUGUGUUAUUACCGAAUGAUAUCUGUUGUUCUUUGCCAAGUUUCGCAGCCAUCGCGUUAAAAAACAAAAAGUUAUGACGGAAAAUUUGUCACAGUUAAAUGCUCUUGUAUUAAUUACGGAGCCACCUUAAAUUUGCGAAAAAAAAAUUCUUUCUUAGCACUGGAAUUUAUUCAAUAGAGUUUUCUCCCCUCUGAGAUUUAUGCGAAAACCGUUCCGGUAAGCCUCAUCCCUUUUUUUUGUAGUAGGCAAACUUUUUUUUUUCUCAAGGCGUUGACCAAAACUCUGAAAAACACUAUUUACCAGACAAAGCAGUUUGACAAGUUUUCAUUUCUGACCAAUGAAAUAUAGCGUGCGCAUAUGACUUCCCUUGAGUUUGUCACGCGUUCCUGUUGUAAGUAAACACACCCAUUAAGGCCAUGUUCACACUAAACCGGAUGGCUUUUCAGCUGACAACCAUACCGGUUGGGGCUUUUGUUCACACAUGAUACCGUGAGUUCGCCUCCGGUCUUGGAAGUGUGGAAAAGUGGAUCCGGCGUUGCAUCUAAAAGACGUUUCGGCGGCUCUUCGUCGAAGCGAGGAGUGGAACCUACUGAGAUUGAAGUAAAUAUUUAGAGUGAGGAUUAGAAUUUGGUCAGAUCCUCUCGGUCAACCGCAGCACCGCAACGGCGAUGUUCGAUGUGUGUAAACCGGGUUUGUUGCAGUUCUGUGCCGUUACCGUUCAUAAUUUUCCCGGAUAACAUUUCAUGCCGACACUAAAGGUUAUCCAGUAUUUUGCAGACAUAUCCUUAGGCUCGAUUACCGCCACUUUCCUGAGUCCGGUCUUCUAUUGAACGUUUUAGUGUGUGGUAUCGCACCCUUCUGACUCAGUAACAAAAUGCAACAUGACACGUAUAAAAUCUCUCGAUAUUGCAUACUAAACCGUCCAUUAAGUUAUAAGUCAUAUUUGACCAUUUGUCUAUUUGUUGUUUACAGGGUCUGUGGUAGCCAUAAUCGUCGUUGUAUGGAUUCUUUCCUCAUUGGCUGGAUCAAUGGUAGAAUUUCUACCCUUGGAACAAAAGAAAUUCUAUGGCAUAAUUGUAACUGUCGCAUUCUUCUUCACACCACUCAUCGUUAUUUUGGUAGCUUAUGGUACGAUCUUUCACAUAGCUAGAGCGCAUGCACGAGGCAGAGGCGUCAGUUCUUUCAAAAAGGUACUCUGCUAUGCUAUUGUUAUUGCCAUUGCUAUUGAUAGUCACAGGAAUUCUACCACUGGACCGUACUGUCUGUAUGAUCAUUAUCAUGUGUGCUUUUUCUCGAUGAUACCCAGUGCUAAAUACCAGUGAUCAUAGUCCAUGUUUUGGUAAUAUGUUACAAUCUCAUGAAAACUAUAGCUAACGUUCUCAAAAAACACAUAUAUUGUCAAACCUGUAUUAUACGGUCACUCUUUGGGAAUGGCUUACUGGUCGCUUGAUAUAGGUUGACGGUUUAAUACAACUUUGACAAACCUAAGAGUUGUUCAAGCAAAUAAAGAUGGUCAAAGAGCGAACCCGCGACAAAACCACCUCAAAGUGCCUAGGCCUUUUUCUUGUGCCAUAAAAGGAGGUAAGAGACCAAUAAACGCCAUACAAACUGUAUCUAAUGCAUUAGUAUCGUACAUAUUGUCAAAGUGACCGUCUAAUAGUAACGUAAGUCGUUUGUACGGCGCUGGUAACUGUUGGCUACGAUUCAGUGGCGUUUGUUCUAAGUUAGUAAACCAGCUUUCUAAAGUAAGACGUUGAUAGUAGUCUGUAGAAUACGUUAUACAUGUCGCAGAGUCCCAGUCAAUUUGAUGUUUCGUUUUUAAAUGGUGCUCAGCAAUGCGAUUGUUGACGUCACCAUUCCUCGUCGUACGUUUGUGUGCGGUCAGUCGCGUGCUUAGGUUUCUGCCGGUUUCAGCAAUGUAAGAAGCCUGGCAGUCGCAGCAUUUGAUCUUGUACACUGCUCCCUGUCUGUCCUCCGGUUUGUCUUUGUCCUUGACAUUAGUAAGCAGUCGCCGUAAAUUGGUUAUCGGUUUGUGUUGCAACACGUAUAUUGUAAGGUUGUAAUAUACAUGCAAUAGUUUCAGAGGUGCCUCUGACGUACGGUAUAGUCGCUGUCGUAACAGGGCCAGAGUUGGUCUGAGUGUUGGAAUCAGUAUUACUGUGAGUGUUCCGUCUAACAAAGUCCGUGUUGUAAUUGUAAUUGAAAUGACUCCUGGGUUCAAACCUUUCACACUAAUAUACAAUGUUGCCCUUUCACUCAGGGUCACUCUUGCGUGUUUCGCUUUUUGGUAGUUUUUAUUUUACGGUUUGUAAAAGCAGGUACACCUACUCCCUUAUCAUUCCCCAAUAUUCGGUUGGAUCCAGCGCCGUAAAAAGAGUUAAACUCGACGUUUUUUUGGUCAAUUUUUUUGUUGAACAAUUCGGGAAUCCUUCCAAUACUUCCAAGUAGCGAAAGUCUCCGAUUAGAUCUUUCUUUUCUAGAAAGUUUUAAUCGAGGUUCUUUAUAGCAGGAAACCAACUGUUCUUAGCUUGAGAAUAUUAAGUUUCUGGAGUAAUCUGGCCCUUAAUAUCGUUUCAACUGCACGCAAUGACCUUUGCUUUACCUUCUAUUUUGGAAGCCAAAAACAAAAAGUCCGGGAAAAUCCGGUAGUGCCAGGCUGCCGCGCGGCAUGAAAUUAGGCAAUUACUUACAGCUCACUUGCUCCCAAAUAUAGUACACUUCAUGCAGUUCCUAUCGGUAUAAUAAUGGACACUUUAUUUUGCGGGCUCCUGACUUUGUCCCUUUGGUGUUCGCACCGUAAAGAAGUUUCCAUGCAUCCCCCGUGGGAGAUAUAAAGUAACUUAGCAUGAAAAAUAUACCACACAAAUACAAGAUUUUUAAACUGUACAGGGACAACGGAUCCAAACUCUUCAAAAUACUCUAACUGCCCUCGCAUCGUGUUCAUCAGUCGUAGGAUCUUAUCGGCAACGUUAUCUUUCAUUACGUAACUAUUCAAUGGCGCUGAAUGUUGUUGUUGAUUUUAAGCACGUGCACUAUCUUUCUUUAAUGUAGGACCAACACUGGCAAAGCUCUACAAGCAUUAGCAACAAAAAGUUGUUAAUCAGUGUCAUGGAGUGACGUACACGCUCAUAUAAAUUACUAACGGCGGCUAACCAAAAGUGGUUUCCGCGACACAAAGAAACGCACAAUGAACGAUGCAAUAGGAUGGUCACUUGACGGAAGACCACAAAAAAAACUAUAUAGAAGUACGACUGAUGAAGACUAAGGCAAAGUGCAUUUUGUCGUUGGCCAGAUAGUUUUCACUGACGCUUUUCUUUUCAUGUUGAUGUUGUUUUUUUUUUUCUGAUUUGUUUUCUUUUUCUGCUUUUAAAAUUAUGUUAAUAUUUUCUGUUUUUCUUUUGAUUGAUCUAGAAUUCUACAUAGAUGAGUAGAUUAUUUGUCGUUUACUCCAUUGAAAUAGAAGUUCUUUUCACACCGUGUUUGGUAUGCUUUAUGAUUUUAUUAAAGCCACAAUUUAACGAUGUUGCUUUUGUUUCAGGAUUUGCGUAUUGCUACAACAGUAGCCGUAGUCAUUGGCCUUUUUGUCAUUUGCUGGACUCCAUUUUUUGGCCUCAACUUCGGGUUCGCGGUUUGUAUGGCCACAUUGUCCAAGGGAGCCGGUUGUUCAGGCCUUAUGACUUUGCCUUUCGACUUUCCGUGGAUUCUUUCGGUAAACAAGUGGCUUCAGUACGGAAAUUCGGUUUGUAAUCCCGUUAUUUAUGGCUUCCGCAACAAAGAUUUUCGGCGAGCGUUUCGAAAAAUUUUACUCGGAUUGUGUUGUAAAAAGGUGCGGCUGUCAGACUACAGCAAGAGCGCGUACGGACGCACGGUACGAAGCGCUUACUUACGGCGAGAAUCAAGCUUUGAAAACUCACGAUCAGUCAUCUUCCCUCCCAACGUACCGCUUGGAAUGUUUGACAUGCGGGACAGCUACCGUAAGGCGAUACAAAGCGGACGCAGCAAGCCGAUUAAGCUUAAAUUUACACCAAAGAAAAGUGUGGCAGAUGGUCUGCUAUCAAUGAACGUUGACGCCUUUCGCACUUCAAAUGAAUUUACUUCAAGUACGAGUGUCUGGAAUUCGUCUUCCGAGGCUUCCGUCUCUCCAGCGGAGCUUUGUAACCCUGCCUUCGAGGAGGACGAUCAAACCGAUAUCUGCCCUAUUGAUCAAGCGAUACCAGGGAGAGAUUCUAACGACAACAUCUCCUCGCAAUCAACUAAUUCUAUGUAUAUGAGUUCAAAAGGAUCUGUGCACAGCGACCAAGCCUAUGUUCGAUUUUCGGAUUCCAAAACCAAGGAAAAGGAUAGCGAACCCAAAACCGUUGCUAACCUUGGUUCUGCUUUGGACAGGAAAAGGUCAUUAUCGGAGAUAUUUCUACGUACGACCAGUGCAAAAGACAGUCUCAAAAGAAAACUGCGGUCGUCAUUUUCUUAG